Chara braunii is the source of this 4207-nucleotide messenger RNA. Lineage: Eukaryota; Viridiplantae; Streptophyta; Charophyceae; Charales; Characeae. The record is from the annotation of a GenBank genome assembly.
CACGACAUGCACAAAAUACGAAAAAUAUGGCGUGUAUGUUUCCGUUUUCCAGGGAAAGGUUCAUUCUUAUUUUGUACAAUUGGUAACGUAGUGCAACGAGGUCCAUGAUGUCUUAGCAUCCGUUGAUCGGAAGAGAAAGACAAACAGACAGGCGGGCACACACACACACACACACAUAGAGAGAGAGAGAGAGAGAGAGAGAGAGAGAGAGAGAGAGAGAGAGAGAGAGAGAGGGAGUUGUUUCUUCUGAGGUUUCCGCCAUAGCUGUGGAGGAGGGAGGAGGGAAGAAGGGAGCAGUGAGGCUAUGGUGUUGACGAGUUGUCGUUUUCGAGGAGGAGGAGGAGGAGGAGGAGGUUCUCCAUGACAGGAUGAAGCGUUGUGGCGCGCUUUGGACGAGACUUAGCAACUGGAUAUUGGCCAUAGCUGUGGCAUUUCCCGCGUUUUUUUUGGAGCACUGGUUUCGUACAAGAUGCGGCCACGUGGCGGGUGUUUGGAGGGGCGGUCAUGGAUCCUGGCGCGCUUCACAGACUCCUGUCGUGCUGGCAUGCCUGGGCACCACAGAUCAGCGAUGGCGGGCGUUCUGCUCGUGGGGCUACGACCAUCCGUUGGCGAUGGCGAAUGUCAUCUUCUUCGUCAACGUCUGCAUCAUGUUUUGGAUACUCGAUAUAAUUCAACAAAACGGCUGGCUGAUUGAUCUUUACUGGACGAUCAUUCCAGUCAUGAUGGCACACUUCUUCGCAGCCCACCCCGCCGCUGUCGCCAAUCCAACGCGCGCUUGCCUGGUGUUGAUACUCGUCUGGCUAUGGAGUUUGCGCUUAACGCAUUCCUAUCUACGUCGAGAGGGAUGGAAGCUGGGAGUUCGAGAAGACUGGAGAUAUAACGACCUAAGAAAGACCUUCAAGAGGGACUGGUGGUGGAUGUCCUUCCUCUUGGUUUACGCUUUCCAGCAGGUCCUCUUGGUGGGUUUAUGCCUUCCAAUCUAUGCUGUGUUUUCUUCGGCGGAACCGUUGAAUCUUCUUGACAUAGCCGCUGCGAUUGCAUGCGUCAUCGGCGUUACGAUUGCGUACAUCGCUGACGCACAACUGCACGAGUUUAUGAAGGCCAACGACCGGAGACGAGCAGCGAAGAUGCGGAUGCGAUUAGUGCUCAACUCAGGGCUGUGGUACUACUCCCGGCACCCCAAUUACUUCGGGGAACAGCUAUUUUGGCUGGGCAUGAGUGCUUUUGGCUGUGCUAUUGGAAAGAGUUGGGUGGCCGUCGGCGUGACGAUGAACUCCCUGUGCAUGGCUUGUGUUACAGCAAUGGUUGAGAAACGGAUGUUGCGAGACAAACGAAGGGCAGAUGCCUACAGGAGGUAUCAGCGAAUGACAUCCGUCUGGAUCCCAUGGGCCAAGGCUGUGCGAACCCCAGUUCCAAGACCAGACAAUGACAAUGGCAACGAGGAUGCACCACCUCCACUUGGAGCGACAUCAGGAGGCGGCGAUGACCAUGACACUACCCCCCGCAGCUGAGUUUUCCGUGUCGAGGGGACCACACACCUGACUUUUGUGGUUACGUCUUGCUUGCAGAGGAGAGGAGGAUGUGUGAGGUCUGAUGAGUUCAGUGGUCCCUCCUACAUCAGGUGUGAGGUCCCCACCACACGGAAAACUCAGCUGCGUGGGGUAGUGUCAUCGCCGUUGCCUCAUGCCCGACAUCCCUCCACCUGAGUUUUGGUGGUACGUCUUGCUUACAGAGGAGAGGAGGACGUGUGAGCCCCGGUUCUAAGACUAGACAAUGACAAUGGCGGUGGAGAUGCACCGCCUGGAGGGGCGUCUGCCGUAGGCAAUGACCGUUACGAGACGCAUGCAGCUGAGUUUUCCAUGUUGAGGGGACCCACAUACCUGAGCAACGCCGCCUCCCGACGUCCGUCCACCUGAGUUUUGGCGGUACAUCUUGCUUACAGAGGAGAGGAGGACGUGCAAGCCCCUGUUCUAAGACCAGACAAUGACAAUGGCGGUGGUGAUGCACCGCCUGGAAGGUCGUCUGCCGUAGGCAAUGACCGUUAUGAGACGCUAUGCAGCUGAGUUUUCCAUGUUGAGGGAACCCACACACUGGAGUUUUGUCCAUAGGUCUUGGUUACAUACAAGAGGAGGGCGUGCCAGCCCCGGUCCCAAGACCAGACAAUGACAAUGGCGGUGAGGACCCGCCACCGUAGGCAAUGACUGUGACAACACCCCAUGCAGGGUGAUGCAGCUGAGUUUUCCGUGGUGAGGACACUACACACCUAAGCCUUGUCAGUGCGUCUUACUUGUGGAUGAGAGGAGGAUGCGCCAGCGCCGGUCCCAAGACCAGACAAUGACAAUGGCGGUGAGGACCCACCAGCUGAAGGGGCAUCGGCAAGUAGGCAAUGACCGUGACGAGAGGCCAUGCAGCUGAGUCUUCAGUGUGAAGACACCACACACCUGAGUUUUGUCGGCUCGUCUCGCUUACGGAUGAUAGGAGGAUGUGCAUUAGUGAUGGGCAUGAGCAUGCGGAGAGGCCAUGUACCCCCGUUUUGUAGCUAUGCCUUAGUGACAAGAAGGGGGUCUGCAUUCCCAUCGCGAUAGACAGCAACUGCCUCCUCACUAGUUACAGUACAAAUAGCGCCUACAUCAACCUUGUAGGUUUGGUUUCUGCUGAAUUGAUCUUCCCCUUAGGGCACUCUUCCCUUAUGCUGCUUAUUUAUCGCUCAAUCCAGUACAAAUAGCGGAUUGGCAGCAUUUCCCUCUUUCCAACUUUUCCGCAUAACUACCUUAGACGUUGGGAUUUUAAUUUCUGACAAAUUUGAUUAGAUGAUGUGGUAAAAUUUAAAUAUCGUAGAUUAUCGCGUUAAGCUACGUAACUACCUUUUUCUUUAUUAGUAUAUUGGACAUCAGAUUAUUAUCUUUAAAUUGCCACAAUGCAAAGCUAAGUUUAUCACAAUGGUUCGAGCAUCCACCGACUCCCAAAGUGGCCUGUGCGUUUCCUAAAAUUGUGGCUUGUUAACGGGCACAACUUUAGGAAGUACUGGGGGGUUAUAUACGACCAGUACCUACCGGUUGUGCGGCCGCGGGGUCCUCCCGGCGACUUUCGGAGGCCCGCUCUGCAACGCUGGCGGCAGAUGACAAAUCUGAACGGCAGCGGAGAUCCCAAAAGUCGCUGCGCGUUAACGCGAGCACGCCCCGCGGGCGCACACUGGUAGAGGUACUUGGGGGCUGUAAGGAACUUGUUAGGAGGAUUCCCUCCGAUAUGUUAAACGAAUUCCUUGGAGAGAACCCCUCAGAGUGAAAGGCGCUUCUUGUUGGAGGGGUGCGCAGAUACGAAUGACCCUUUCAACACCCUCGAUACCACGGCAUGGCGGUGAAGAGUUCCAAAUUCCGUACUCGUGUUAAGCACCAGGCUGGAACUCACCAUUCUGAUCUCUGCGGCGGUGAACAUUCAUAGCGGAAAGAAGUGUGUUGGCACAAUUGGCGGAAUGCCGCAGAAGGAGAACAACGGUUUUCCUAUCUGUCUGCAGUUUCGAACUGGGUUCGGAGGUUGUGAUGCGGUUCGAAAGUGCACUUGUUUCCGACAUGGUCAUUGAUUUAAUCCUAAAGCGGUCCGGUCAAGAAGUGGGUGUCAUCUCAACACACGACAAUAUAUCGAUAAAAAAAUGGAGGUGGCGAUCAUCUAAGGAGUGACACAGGGAAUCAAUCGGUAGAGGAGGAAAGGAGAAGAGAAUGAGGAGGAGAGAGAGCGGAGAGGGAAGGAAAGGCAAUGACAAAAGUGGAAGAGUAAUGGUGCGAUGGAUGGUAUUGGAAGGACGAUGAUGGCUCCGCUCCCUGCCGUUGUGUAGACGAAAAGUGGAAGAAAAUUGGAAGAGUACUUGGCGGAACGACGCUAUCAUAGGAAGGACGAUGAAUCAGCCCUCCCUCCCUACAGUAGUUGUGUAGAUGUUAUGGCACGAACGCACGAGGCCCGGGGUGCGAUAGGUAAACAUGGCAAUGAUGAUGUCGUUCUUUAGAUGGUGUGAUCGUCGAGGGAACUGUGUUCGUAGAUCCUAGGCACACAGUGGUGUGGAUGUGGUUGUUGAAUAUGGAUCGAUGAGAAAAUCUUGGUAAUAACAGACAGUGGGACCUGAGAGGAAAGGUAGGGAGGGGCAAGGCAAUAAGCUGACAGUCAAUCCUCCACAGUGUCCACACGCCUGGAGCAAUCAAUGCAGUCAGACGGA